GAUUCGGGAUCUUCGUGAUUAUCUUUAAGUUUUGGCGUAAUCAUGAUAUACACGGGACUGGACACGGGGCUGGAAAAUGCGCCGGCCCUCGUACAUCCAAGGGCAUCAUCUUUGCCAUGACUUUUGCACAAGGCAUCCCGCUGGAUAGCGCUGCGAUAAUGUCAACAGUACUGGAAGGCAUGUUAUACGGGUUUUCUGUCCUCAUGUUUAUUGGCACCAUGUGGGCACUGACCUACAAGCAUCACAUGCGGGACAGAGUCAAUCGCCCAAUCACUGUUGUGGCCGUCCUGCUGUUGGUGCUGAGUACCGCGCACAUGGUCAUAGAUAUUAUUCGGAUCGAAGACGGAUUGGUGAAAAGCAGGGACACGUUCCCAGGCGGGCCAGAGGCGUACUUCGCAGAAAUUUCCCUUGGAACAUUUGUGGUCAAGAACACAAUAUACAUUUUGCAAACUCUACUUGGCGAUGGGGUGGUGAUUUACCGUUGUUACGUCGUUUGGCAAACCGUCUGGGUUAUCAUCCUACCCAGCAUGCUGUGGUGCAGUGUCGCAGUAACUGGUAUUUAUUCGCUCUACAGUUUUUCGCACACAGCUAGCACCUCCGGAAAUGUCUUUAGCCAAGUGACUCGUGAAUGGAUCUCGGGGUUCUAUGCCUUGACACUUGCAGCUAAUUUGUUGAGUUCUGGAUUACUGGCGUACCGCAUCUGGAAAAUCGAACGCAAUGUCGCCAAUAGUCUUUUGUACUCCAUAGCGCUCCUCUGCACGUUAAUCGGUUCGAUCCGCUCGAACAAUGGAGCACUUGUGAUGAUAGACAUACUCCCACCGAUCAUCUCUAUUGCUUUCUACACGGUAAUCAUUCGAAUCGCAAUCGGUAGAAACAAUCGCAGUCAUGUUUUGACUGUCCGUGGAGGGUCGACCAGUGAGACGAAUCGGGGAAACUUGCAGCAAUAUCCUUUGAAGCCUCUGCAGGUCCAUAUAUCUCAAUUCACGCACAAGGACGAUGCCUCGAUGUACGGUAAUCAGGACCGACCGUCGACAGGCAAGGAGAUAUUUGUGGAAGGGUCAUCUUGCGACGCGUAAUCAGAUGAAUGUAACGACUUGUUGAGAAUUGACUGUAUC
Messenger RNA from Suillus clintonianus, 1115 nucleotides. RefSeq lists its product as uncharacterized. The record is from RefSeq and is a predicted model, not a curated record. NCBI's taxonomy places the organism in Eukaryota, Fungi, Basidiomycota, Agaricomycetes, Boletales, Suillaceae. Bases 117 to 1076 code for a protein of 319 amino acids. The transcript has 8 exons.